Anneissia japonica is the source of this 760-nucleotide messenger RNA. RefSeq lists its product as uncharacterized. The transcript is spliced from 5 exons. Bases 278 to 760 code for a protein of 160 amino acids. The record is from RefSeq and is a predicted model, not a curated record. NCBI's taxonomy places the organism in Eukaryota, Metazoa, Echinodermata, Crinoidea, Comatulida, Comatulidae.
CAACUAAUAAACGAAGUUUACAAGUAUAUUGGGACCUUUAUUAUUAGGGCUAUCUACAGCAAACACCGUAUGUGGAAGGUAGCUCAGCACCAUUAUCUCCAUGCUUACCGAUGUUGUGGGCCUAGGAUAGGCCUAAUAAAUUUACUGACAACUUUUAAGAAUUGAAGUAUUUGGAGUUGGUGUUGGGGUUGGCACGUAUCUUCCACGGAGCUAAAUUAGCUCUGGCUCCGGGAUAUCAUUAUCACAGUUGUCAGGAAGCUUACUACCUAGGAUAAAAAUGGCCGCAAAAGAACAUCACAAAAGAUCCGUAAGUUUUUCCGAGCUGGUUGAUGCCCCUCUACCAAUCACCCGCCCAAGAUCCGUCAGCUUCAAGAAAACCAUAGAGCAUAUUGAAUUAGAUCUUGCGAACCAACCUGUCGACCCUUGUAAGAGGGGGCCAGAUUCAACGAUAAAUUACACAGAGCUUUACCUAGCCUCAACAUACAUUAAUGAUGCAAGAUAUGCCCGCAGCUAUAAACAUAAAGUUGAGCAGGAGUAUUUAAAAUAUUAUGCAUUAUACAACACAGCCUUCUUGACAUAUGCUCUUUAUUUUUUCCUGUUUUUAAAUUUGUCUUUGGCCCUUUUUGAGGAACCGGCCGUUAAUAAUCUAAGUUUUGAGUACUCUGUGCGUGUGAAGACACUUGCAAAAAAACGCAAGUUGUUCUCGGGUGGAACUCAAACCCACGAUCUCCAGAUUGCUAGCCUCACAUCAUACCUCUAG